AUGCCACGCCAGGCCGCCGAUCUCGAGGAGGCUCUCAACAAGAAGGGUGGAUUGACCCUUUCGCAACUGCUGAACUACGAUGACUUUAUCACGGACGCGCUGGUCGACCGUGUAUGGUACUGGUCUACGAUUCGGAAGAUGAAGCCUGGGUUCCACGCGACUCGCGGAGUGUCAGAAGAAGAAGUCUGCAAGAUCGUACAGUUCAAUGUAGUCAUCGACAAGGACGCCAAAAGUGCACAUGGUAAAUUGUUGGAGCUGCCUGGCAUAAAACGGUAUCAUCAUGGCUUGGGUACCGAGGACGAAAGGGAACAUUUUCGACGACAUCUACGCAGAUAUGUUAACAUCUAUCUUCCGGAGUGUCCAUUCGAGGUUGCUACGACAAACCGAUAUACCAUCAUGACUUCAGAGGCUGCGGCCUUCGCUCGAAAGCGGAUAAAGAAAGGUGAAGCGGUCAGGCAUCUUACUGGAAUCCAGGUCGAGUUGUCGGAAGAGCAGGACAAGGAGAUGAGAGCGGGCCGUACGGACUUCAGCAUCGUCAGAUCCUCUCGUCGCAACCGGUCCUGUCUGUUUCUUGGCCCUGCACGCUUCGCCAAUCACGAUUGUAAUUCUAAUGCGAAAUUGAACACGACAGGAGCUCUUGGUAUGGAGAUCUGCGCGAAACGUGAUAUUGCAGUAGGCGAGGAAAUCACUGUUGAUUAUGGCGAGAACUACUUUGGUGCUGAUAAUUGUGAGUGCUUGUGUGCCACUUGCGAGCAGCACCAGCGGAAUGGAUGGGAUCCUCGCGGAGCGAUUCUGAGGAGCUAUAGCGACGACGAAGAUUCCGAUGAAGAUGCCGAUGAGGCGAAGGAGGUCCGCGUACGACCUGCAGAGGUGUCGAAAAAGCGCAAGCGAGGCGAAGAUGUACCCAGGCCUUAUGUCUUGAAACCAGAGUCGGCGAACAGUCGUGGGCCUGGCCGACCUAGAAAGUACCCACUGCCUCCUGGCGAGACGAUGAGCAAGUACAAGAAGCGGCGAGCGCAUGCUGAGGCGUUAGCUCGAGGCGAAUCAAGACCGAGCACUUCUGGAAGCGAGCAGAGCAACGAUAUCCGAGUCCGAUCACAGCAUGAGGCGCCGUACGACGAUGUUCUGGCCAGAAUCGUGCGGUUGCUUAAUAUGGUCGGCGAUAGAGCCAUGGCUGAGCAAGAUCCCGAGUAUCGCCAGCCGCAGAACGAAUGGGCAGACGACACUCGUCCACCGGAGAUCGCAGAGAGUGAAAUUGACGAGCACGACGACCGGGUGCCUGACUUCGACGAGGACCAGACGUACCAUAAGAGCGACCUUCAAAAGUAUCCUGGCAAGCAGUUUCAUCACAAGGGCAACGCUUGGUAUCGUCCUGGUCCGGAUCCGACGGGCAAGUUCAAGACCAUCGUAGUGCCGGAUCCAAAUCCAGGAAGCAGACAGCCACAGCCUGCUGAUGUGGAAAUGGACGACGUUCUCGAAAACGAAAAUGAGGAAGAGCCAGUCGUGCCAGGAAGUGCAUCACACCACCCACGAGGCUCACGUAGUCGGUCGAGAUCUUCCAGGGUGGUGGGUGACCUUUCGAAUCUGCCACGCAGUUUGCCUUACGUACAAGCCUUUUCGAGGAGCCCAGAACGAGACACAUCGGAUAGUGGCCGUAGAGGAGCCAUCGCAUCACCUCGGAAUGAGGUUGAGCCUGCUGCGUUGUCGAGUGUGAAGAAGGAACACAGUCGCUCAAAUCUAAGACAGGUUCUGCAUGCCGCAUCGACUGAUAUCUGGUCCGUACCGGAGUCACCGGAGCCAGAGUCCAUAUCGCGAGCCAAAGGACGGGAAGGUGUGUCCGGACAAUCGCUGGACGCUGUAUCUGCCGGGUCUACCUCUCCAUCAAGUCGUGGUCUGGCAGAUAGUUCCAGCAACGAGAGCUUGGCCUCGAGUGCGACCAGCGAAGAGACACAUGGUCACAACGAGGUAUUUGUGGCUGGUAGCAUUGCCCAAAGGAUUUGCGAUUUGUUGACUACGAAUGCUCCCGCCGAGGAGGAGACCAUGGAAAUCGAUAGCGAUGGUGAAAUGAUACAAGUAGAUGAAGCUGAGACCCGAGAGACCGCACCCGCACCAACACCAAAGCGUGGCCGCAAAACAGAAGCAGAACGCCUGCGAGAAGCAGACGAGGUCUCCCAAUCACGAUCCAUGACCCCACGCAGAGGCAGACAACGAACCCGCCAAAACAUAUCCACGCUCCAAACAGAACACUCCAUAAACCCAAUCGCCAGCAUCGAACUCGAACAAGAAGAAGACGACGACGAGCCCCUCUCCCCCGGCGCCCGCCGCGGUCCCCCCCGAACCCCCGGCGACUACCACCUCUGCCGCGCCCUCCUAGCAACAGCCUACCACCGCUGGGUCGAAUGCCGCAACUGCGACCAAUUCUUCGUCCAAUCCGAAGCCUACUUGACCCGUAUAGCCUGCCCCCGCUGCGAAAGGCAUUCCAAGCUUUACGGGUACUACUGGCCCAAAACGGACCGGGAAGAUAAAUUCGAUACCGAGAAGCGGAUUACGGAUCAUCGGGAGAUCCAUCGGUUUAUUGAUCCCGAGGAAGAGAGGUUCGAGCGGAAGGGGAGGAAGACUUUGGCGGAGCUUGUGAGGGAGAGGGAGGUGGAGGGUAGUACGGCAAGGCAGAGCGAGGACUCGGAGGGGAGUUUUUUGGAGGGGAGGUUUAGGGGGAGUCCGAGGAGGGGGGCGGAGAGGGGGAGGAGGACAUUGAGGAGUACGAUGUAA
Recurvomyces mirabilis is the source of this 2769-nucleotide messenger RNA. RefSeq names its product histone lysine methyltransferase Set9 (gene set9). The coding region runs from base 1 to 2769 and encodes 922 amino acids. Gene Ontology annotation, molecular function: histone H4K20 methyltransferase activity; protein binding. Lineage: Eukaryota; Fungi; Ascomycota; Dothideomycetes; Mycosphaerellales; Teratosphaeriaceae. Gene Ontology annotation, cellular component: nucleus. The transcript is spliced from 2 exons. The record is from RefSeq and is a predicted model, not a curated record.